AUGAUUGAAACCCAAUUAGCUCAACUUGCUAAUACCAUUAAGGAACAUCAUGUGCAUAUUAGUCUCCCACCCCAAAGUCAAGCUCCAAAGCAAAUGAAUGCCAUAGUGACAAGGAGUGGGAGGAUUUUAGGUGAUGUUCCUAGAGCUAAUAAGGUUUCUAAGUCCAAUGGGAAGGAACAAGAGGGAGUCGUUGAGUCUAGCGACAAUGAUGUGGUAGAUGAGGUGCCUCCCAUCGAUGAUGUGGGUGAUACUCCUAGACCAAAGGAGGCAACUCUUCUACCUCUCCCCACCCUUAAACUUCCCUAUCCCCAAAGAUUAAUAAGGCAUAAGUUAGACGUGCAAUUCUCAAAAUUCCUUGAUGUUGUUCGAAAAUUGCAUAUCACUAUCCCCUUUACGGAUGCGUUGAAACAAAUGCCAACCUACUCAAGAUUUCUCAAGGACAUUUUGAGUGGGAAGCGGGAUUGCGGCGUAAAGGAGACGGUGAACCUCACCGAAAAUUGUAGUGCUAUUAUUCUUAACCAAAUAGCACCCAAACUCAAAGACCCGGGUAGUUUCUCUAUCCCUUGUGCUAUUAAGGAGCUUGAAAUAAGCAAUGCCUUGUGUGAUUUGGGUGCUAGUGUUAGUUUAAUGCCUUAUUCGGUAUUCGCCAAGCUUGAAGUCGGUGAUCUUAUCCCAACCAACAUUACAUUGCAACUUGCCGACCGUUCGGUCAAAUACCCUAUUGGCAAGAUUGAGGAUGUACCCUUGAGAGUUGGUGGAUUUGUGAUCCCCGUCGAUUUUGUGGUCCUAGACAUAGAUGAGGACGUGCAUGUCCCUAUUAUUCUUGGUCGACCAUUUUUUGCCACGGAGGGGGCCAUUAUUGAUGUCAAGCAAGGGAAAAUCACUUUGAAAGUUGGGAAGGAUAUGCAUGACAUGCAUGAGCACUUGCUCACUACUAACGAUCCACUUGAGUAUGCUCUUUUGAAUAGAGAAGGCUUAGGUGAUUUAGGGGUUGAAGCGGCCAACUACAAGGAGUUACUGGAUUCCACCUCACCUUGUGCUCAAUCGGAGCAAUGCUUGGUUGUGCUUGAUCGGGAAGAAGUUAAGAAUGAUCAUGGAUUCUGA
Molecule: messenger RNA, 1104 nt
Organism: Spinacia oleracea (spinach)
Lineage: Eukaryota; Viridiplantae; Streptophyta; Magnoliopsida; Caryophyllales; Amaranthaceae
Exons: 2
Coding region: 1-1104 (367 amino acids)
Source: RefSeq, a predicted model, not a curated record